Molecule: messenger RNA, 1585 nt
Organism: Chaetomium strumarium
Lineage: Eukaryota; Fungi; Ascomycota; Sordariomycetes; Sordariales; Chaetomiaceae
Exons: 1
Coding region: 297-1532 (411 amino acids)
Source: RefSeq, a predicted model, not a curated record
CAGCGACGCCGCACAUCCAUACUAGCACACACAAAGAAUGAGAAUCUACGAUCCCAUUCCCGGGACUCCCUCUCUCUAUUCAUUCCUGUACCGGGAAGCAAUAAGUGCCUCGAUACCCACGUGACAUUGAAAAUAGCGCGAUCCUACUUAACUUAGCGCCGGCCGACGGAUCUGAGUCACCCUCGAACUCCAACGCCAACUCAGACAGGCUUUCAGUUUCACACCCCUACCAAUAUCCACCCACAGAGAUCAGCCUCGGCUUGUUACUUGUCAUAGAGACAAUCGACGUCCGAACCAUGACCGGAAAUGCUGUGGCCGGUUCUUCUUGCUCAUUUAGUUUGUUUCCCAUUCUCCCAGCUGAGCUUCGGCUCCAAAUAUGGGAAUCGGCGCUCGCGAUGCAGGAGCCACGCGUGCUCAACAUCUUUGUGAAAUGCCACGAUCCAAAGCGCUUUUUCUCGCCACCUUCACGGCUCACCAUGCUGAACAAUGAGUAUCUGCGGAGGACGGACAUGGUCAGCACUCUGCUCGGCGUCAACUCCGAGUCGCGCUAUGCCGCCCUAGCGUACCUCGCCGCCCACCCGGCCGACGAGGCCCGCAAGGCCUUGCUCUGGCGGUCCAAGAAGGCCCAGAGAUGGAAGGGACUCUACAAGCUCGGCGUCGACCUCCUGCAUCUCCGCAUCGAUCCGAAGCGAGACGCCCUGUUCCUGAACGGCCUCGACCUCGAGCCCAUCCUCCACCAGGACGGCGCCCCGACCGGGCAAUUCCGGCGGAUCCCACCAGACGCCGCCAACCCGAUACUGGUCCUCCUCCCCCGGCGUUUGAGCGAACAAGAGCAAGGCGGAACCCUCUAUCCUGACGGAGCCCGGAGAAAUAUUCGUGAGCUGGAAGGUCCCGAGCGCACCUUCACCAGCCGGUUCCGGACCGUCAUCAUGCCCGUCCACGGCCUCAUCGACCCGUGGGGGCGCGAGGGCGUGCUGGAAAACCCCAUGUUGCCACCCUUCGAUCGACUGGCGGGUUACCAUACCAUGUUAAGGGAGAUGGCGCUCAAGACGUUCAUUGCCGUCGUCGGCCACUACCGCGGCCGCAACCUGCAGCUGGCCGACCUCGACUUCAUUCCAGAGUCGGAAGUGGCGCGCAUCGUCAAGGAGCACGAGGCGGGGAGCACGAGUGGUGGUGGUGAUGGUGGUGGUGGUCGUGGUGGUGCGGUCCGAAGCAUCUUACACCGUGACGUCCUCGUCAUGACGGCUGUCUUCCGGGAAUGGAUGCGCUGCGGCCGGAUUGUGCAUGACUGUGCGGCGCGGAGGUGUCCGCAGAUCGACUACGGGCCCUUUAGGCGUCCGGCGCUGCGCUUCGCCCGGGUGAAGGAGGAGGUUUUGGCUAGGUUGUCGCCGCAGGACCAAUAUUUCGGCAAUGAUGGGAGUACUACUAUGUGGACCAAGGAAACACGGCGCGGUGGGACCAUGCCCGCUGAUGAAGUAAGCGUGAACGCAAUAGAGGAGAUGCAGCAGCUACUCCUACCGUCAUAUGAUUAGUAGUCGUAGACUGAGACUGGAUUGGAACUGCAUCAGUUGUGGUUAUAACCUAC